Molecule: messenger RNA, 1581 nt
Organism: Caenorhabditis elegans
Lineage: Eukaryota; Metazoa; Nematoda; Chromadorea; Rhabditida; Rhabditidae
Gene: magu-3
Product: Guanylate kinase-like domain-containing protein
Exons: 8
Coding region: 9-1448 (479 amino acids)
Molecular function (GO): transferase activity; kinase activity; ATP binding
Source: RefSeq, marked reviewed
AUCGAAAGAUGAGCGAAGAAGAUGAGUUGUCUCAGCUGAGAUCGAACGCCGAAAACUUGUCCAGAUGUCUUCAUGUUUUAUUGGAAAAAAUCGAGAAUAUCGAGAAGAAGAAUGGAAAGGAGCAGGAUGCGGAUAGCACAAAGAGCAACGGCACCUCUUCCUCAAACAAAGACGGGAAGGAAAAGUUCGAGCAAGUGGAGAUUGAGGAGAAAACUGAAAUCGAUCCGAAAACCGGGCUGAAAAAAAGAACAAUCGUAACUGAAAGAGUUCUGACAACGAAGACAUUUCAUGCUCUCGCACUUGAUGGACCAUCUCCAACCAUGACACCAAUUCUAAGAUCAUCUGGAACCAAAAAUCAUAAUUAUGCACCAAUUCAUCAAUCAGCAAUUCUUCUUCCACAGUAUCAAUCAAGAAAGACUACUGUAGAUGCUGGGCAACUGACACAAGUUGAAGUUGAGAAACACGGAGGCCAGUUGGUAGUAACAAAAAUCAAUGAAAAGUCCAAUUAUGAUCUGAAGCCUGGUGAUGUUAUUACCCAAGUCGAUGGAAAAGAUGUCUACUUUAGAGCAGAUAUCGAGAAUUUGAAAGGAAAAGUUGAACUGACAGUGGAACCCGCUGGGAUUCAUUGUGCGCCUGCGAACUUCCACCGCGUCCAAGACACAUAUAGCUCUCACAUCGACGUGGACCGCCCGUGUCUUUGGCUGGAUCUAGAAGUGAAUCCAGGUGAUGUAAUACAAAUUUUGAGUAAAGAUGAAAAAUGGAUGCAAGUGAGAAAACUUGGUGAUUUGACACAAGUUGGAUAUCUUCCAACUUCACUGACAAUGGAGAAAGUGUCAAUGCUCUGUCCAUUCGGAAGAAGAACUCUUGUAUUGCUAGGAGCAGUUGGAACAGGAAGAAGGGAUAUUAAGUCGAUGCUUUUGAGGCUGGCUCCACAUUAUUUUUCAACAAUUGUUCCAUUAACCUCACGAGCCCAACGACCUGGAGAAGUGGAGGGACGUGAAUAUCAAUUUGUCCGAAAAGAAGAAAUUUACCAAAAGAUUCGUGAAGGUGGAAUGGUUGAGUGGGGGGAAUUGGAUAGUCAACUCUAUGGAACAUCGGCAGACUCCGUUAGAAAUGAAAUCCGAAGUGGACGAAUGUGUGUAUUGGAUGCUGCUCCUCAGAGUGUAAAUUAUUUAUAUAACGCUGAAUUCAUGCCAUUCGUGGUUCAUGUCGUGCCCCCACCAAUUGAAGAGUUUACACAACUUGAGGCGGUUCGAAGGACUCACAGGACUCAAGGCCAACUCCAAUCAAUUUGUGACGAAAGUGCAAAGAUAGGAUUGGAAUGUAAAUCAAAGAUUCAUCUAACACUUGUUAAUAGGAAUAUUGAUGUUACAUUCAAACGAUUGGUUGACUCGUUGGAAACUCUUCGCUACGAGACCCAAUGGGUUCCACAUAGUUGGAUGUGCUAGAUGUCUGUCUGCAAAAAUAUAAUAUGAAUCACUGCCAAUUCUCGUUUUAUUCUCUUCCUCUUUCUCUCAUAUCCCCCAACUAGUCGAUCUCCCCCGCCUUUUUUCUUUUCCGUACCAAAUAAAGCUAUCUAUU